AUGCUGAAAUCCGUGGUGACACACCUUUGGACCCACGGGGUGCGACAUAUCAUCUACCUGGAUGAUAUCCUUAUUUUCGACGGGGACAGAAGGACGCUACAGGAUCACAAAGUCUACACGGUCCAACUUCUGGAAUCGUUGGGCUUCGUGUUCAAUCGUGCCAAGUCGGCACUGGAACACUCUCAAACAGUUCCGUUCCUAGGAUUCGAUCCUGUAACGACUUCCAGCCGUGAAGAUAACACAUUCAAGCUGUCAAUAGGAAAGCAUUAA
Molecule: messenger RNA, 270 nt
Organism: Pelobates cultripes (western spadefoot toad)
Lineage: Eukaryota; Metazoa; Chordata; Amphibia; Anura; Pelobatidae
Source: the annotation of a GenBank genome assembly